AUGAAUCCAAGCUCAGUUAAAUACACCAUCGAAAUCAUCGACUAUCCAUUCCAAAGCAUUUUAAAUAGUUUAGAAAUUGUAAUGUCAGCAUCAUUCAAAUCAAACGACAAAACAGACGGAUGUUCCUCAAAAGAAUUUGGAGAUACCAAUGGAUGGGACAAUUCGAACUAUUUAAAGAUUCAAGUCAAUGAUCAUUCAUUAUAUGCAAGAUUCAUUAAAAGAGGAGUUAUAAACGGUAGAUCUAUUGUAACGGUAUCCAAUUCAAUUUUAGAUGAUUCAUUCAAAACUGUUCAAGAUCCAAGUCAAGCAACAUCAUUUAUAGCAAUUUCAAUACCAUACUUUUCAUCAAAUGCAACAAUCGAUCCUGAUUUUUCAAUUUUAUUAGAUCAAUCGAAAUCAUCAUCAUCAGUUUGUAAAUCAUCCAAACUAUCAUCUACACAAAUUGCAGGUAUAAUCAUUGGUGCAGUCGGUUUUGUUGCUGUCGUUGCUAUUUGUAUAACAGUGUAUAUUAUAAAAAAGAAACAAUAUCAAAAGGAAAUGAAAAAUAUGCAAAAUAAAUUAAAAACCAUAAAUAAAUAA
Molecule: messenger RNA, 579 nt
Organism: Dictyostelium purpureum
Lineage: Eukaryota; Evosea; Eumycetozoa; Dictyosteliales; Dictyosteliaceae
Exons: 1
Coding region: 1-579 (192 amino acids)
Biological process (GO): sexual reproduction
Source: RefSeq, a predicted model, not a curated record